UAUGUAAAUGAGCGGGCGUGAGGUCAGAGGCAGAUGGAAAAGGGAACAGAAGGAAUGGCCGCCGCGGCUCCCGCUCCUGCUGCCGCCGCCUCCCAGUGCCGGAGCCCCCGCUGCACGGCGGAGCGAAGGGGAGUCCGCCGAGAACUCGACUCCUGGCGGCACCGGCUCAUGCACUGUGUGGGUUUUGAAAGUAUUUUAGAAGGGCUUUAUGGACCAAGGCUACGAAGAGACCUCAGUUUAUUUGAAGACUGUGAGCCAGAAGAGCUAACUGACUGGUCUAUGGAUGAGAAAUGUUCCUUUUGUAAUUUACACAAAGAAACAGCCAGUGAUCGUGCAUCAGUUUUCGGUUCUUCACAGUCAACGCCUACAGAGGAACUGUCAUCUCAGGGCCAGUCCAACACUGAUAAGAUUGAAUGCCAAGCAGAAAACUAUCUAAAUGCACUCUUUCGAAAGAAAGAUCUUCCUCAGAACUGUGAUCCUAACAUUCCCCUAGUUGCUCAGGAAUUAAUGAAAAAAAUGAUCCGUCAGUUUGCAAUUGAGUACAUUUCAAAAAGUAGCAAAAUUCAAGAGAACAGAAAUGGUUCAUCAUUUGAAUCAAGUCUGAUGUGUAAAAGUAUCCAAAUGAACCAAACUGAAAACUCCCUUCAGGAAGAACAGGAUAGCCCUCUAGACCUCACUGUGAAUCGAACUCAAGAACAGAAUACUCAGCAAGGGGAUGGAGUGCUAGAUCUCUCUACAAAGAAAAGCGCAAGGUUGGAAGAACCAAAAUAUGAUCCCUUGUGUUCUGAAAACUCAGUGUCUGGUUCAAGCUCAACAGCUGAUGCAAAUUCAGAGGAAACAGCUAAUUUGGAAAAAGGAAAAUCAACAUUAAACAAAGUUUUGGAGUCUUUUUGUUCAUAUCACUGGCAACAGACUUUGGCUAUGUUAAAAUUCCUAUUACAGGAUGAAAAUGUUCCUAUAGUUUGCAGUUGCAAGCAAACACAUUUGGUCCACUCUGAAACUCCCAGUUCCCUUACUGAAGAGGAUGUUCACGUUCCAUUUUGCAGUUGCAAUGGACACAUGCUGACAAAAAGGUGCUGUUUACAAAAUCAAAGGCCAAACACUUGUUUACCACCUCUGUCUGUUUGUAUUAAAGAUUUCCAUUCUUUGUCAUGCCAAGCUGUAGCAAUUGGAUGUAUUAAGACAAUGGUGAACAAAGCAUGUAGUUCUCCUAAGUAUUGUGCUGACCAGUUGCAAAAUUAUAACAGGCAUUCUGUGAAAGCAGCAACAUGUACAUAUUCAGCUAAGGACUGUGACCUCUUAAGCAGCAUUAAGUAUUCAAACAGAUCCCGCAGUCCAUCACCACCUCCACUGUCACCUGUACACAGUAAGGAAUUUGAAUUGUCAGAAGGAAUGGUUAUGGACUUUCCAACUUUGGACAACAACAAGCUUGAAAUAUCCAUCAACCAGCCUCCAUCCCUCUUGCCAGCUGAAGGAAGCAAAGGAGAGUUUGAAUAUGAGGGUAAAACAUGCAAAGGAAAAGAGAUUGAUUAUUCUGAUGGAGCACUGGGAUCAGCAGACCAAGAAAGCAAUGAUGGUUAUAUGAACUCUGAGAAAGGUGAACAUUCUGCUAUUUUUCAAGAUUUAAUGGACCGCAUUAAUGAGAAGUUGAAAUCAAUAGACACUACAGAUCUAGCAACAAAUCUUGUAAAACUUUCUAGCAGUGACAGGGCACCAGAAAAUGAUGUCAAAUUAGGAGACUUCAUAACUUCUCUUUUGCAUAAUGCUAAGGCAAGUGAUUACAGCUUUAUGGAAUUACUUCACCAACAUGAUAAACAAGUGGAAAAUAAAAUUAUUCAGACAAGAUUUCGCAAGCGUCAGGAAACUUUAUUUGCAACAUAUAAUUCUCCUGAUUCACCAGUCAUUCGACGACAGUCUUUGCAAAUCAAGAGGGAGCUUGCAAGCCUUGAUGAAACUCUUGUAAGAAAAAAGUCAAUUUCUGAGAGAAAUGCAAAGAAAUCUACAAAAAAAAUUGAUAAAAUGCAUCCAAAUAAAAGACAUAGUUUUACUGUGAUAGAAGAUGAGACUUUGCAACAUCUUGAAAGUAAUCCAUGUGUGAAUUGUCAAACCAAACCAAUGUGCUUUCCAGUACACCAAACAGAGUCUUUCGAUCUACCUCUUACUAAAUUUCAGACGAGCUCCAGCUUUUUAGUUCUUUCAGAAAACAGUGCUAUUGCAGCCAGCCAGGCAAAACUCCCAAAUACACAAGGAGAUUGUGCAACCUUAAAAGAGACUGGUCAGAUUCCUCUGAAGGAUGAGAGUAAUGAAAUCUUGGGUAGAACUAAACGUAACAUUGUGCCUCCUGGAUGGUACUCUGUGUAUGUAACAAACAAUAUCAUGUUUAGAAAGUCAUCCAGUACAAAAAAGUCCUUGAAAAGUUUGGAAAAAAUGAGAAUAAAUAAAAAUCUUCAUGCUGAAAGAUGCAGUGACAUAAAUAUAAGCAAAAUUAUGAGAGACACAAAUCUGCAAGUUGUUGUGGAGCGUUUAGAAGAUACAAUAAACUUAUCCAGAAAGACUAGCAACUCAUUGUUGGAUAGUUACAAAAUAAGCCAAAAAUUAAAAGAUAAUGCUUAUGAACAGGUUGUGAACCCAGCUACUAGAAGGGGCUUACCUUUCACUCUGAGCAAAAUGGGAUGCACAGGACAAAGCUUCCUUCCACAUUCACAUAUGCCAAGCAGCAGUAAAAUCAAAGCAAUUUGUGUUGCAUCAAACACACAAGAAACUGUUAUAGAUCAAGAAAUUAAUGAUGGCCUUUUGAAAUCUCUGACCUUUAAUUCAAGCAGUUCAGCUUCCAGUAAUGGGGACUUGCAUGUAACUUCUGAAGCCAGGGAGAUCUCAUCUCCCUUAAACUACUCUAGUCCUAUUAAGCUUAUGUUUGUCUCAGAAGUUAACAGUCAUGAAGGAGUCAAAUACACUUUGACAUCUGCAGCUUCAUCUUCUAAGGGAAGCACAGAUCUUUGUUUGUUUCAGGGGCACACAAAUGCUUUGUUAGAUAAACGUUGUGAUUGCAGUGAAAAUGAUACUAAGGAGAGGUCAAGCUGUAUUUAUGCGGAAGCAGUUACAAGCUCUUGUCCAGUUGGUCAGAUUAACAUAAAUGAUUCAAAAAAAAAUGAUGAAGUUGUGGAGAAAUCAAGUAGUAGCAAUGAAUUAGUUUUCAAAAGAAAACCUGGUAGACCAAAGAAAAUAGGUCCUCAAGUAGUUAAGCAGGUUAAGAGACCCAUUGGACGGCCUCCUAAACCAAAAGUAGACAUGAGUGGAAGCACAAAACCUAGACCAGAACUUAGCUGUGGUGGUAAAAGUGUCAAGUCUGAUGCAGCAGCAAUGGAAGAAGUUAACAGCAAUAAAAAUAUUACUGUGACAGUUGUUUUUGGAAGGUCAAGAAGAACUAAGAGACAUGUUUCUGAAGGAAAUCUAAAUCUCAUCAGCAUUCUGCCCACACAACGUAUUGAUUCUAAUUUUGCCAAUGAUCCCAGCAAAGCAAGACACAAUGCAGAAACUGGAAAUGCUUUGACUGAAACAGUAAAAGCCUUCCAGAAUCCUUCUACUGAAAAGGAGGUCUUUGGUUAUGACUAUGUCAGGCCUAUCAAGAGUAAUCUGGCAUCACCACAUCCUUGCAGCAAUGUUAUACGGCAGAUUAAGAAACCAUUAACCACUGUUCGAAAGCCUGGCAGGCCAGCAAAAGUAAAAAUUUCCGGCAUAUCAGUGACUGUCAGUAGACUUUCACCUCAGGAAAGAAAAGUGAGCAUCAGCAAUGGUUUGCCUCCUUUACAACAGCAGAAUGUGUUAGAAAAAAACAUACCACAGGAAAGAAAAAAUCAACUGUGCAAUAAUAUGGGUCAAGUGAAGAACAUGCAGAAAGAUUCUAGAGAGGAUGGAUCACACAAUGUUAGCACAGCAGUGUCAAGAAAACGUGAAAUUCCAUCGAGACACUCUGCUAGAGACAGAAAACCUUCACUGCAUUUUUUGCAUUCAUUAGCAUCUUCUAGUACAUUUACUUGUAGAAGUGCCUUACUACAUAAAUCUUACAAACUCCAUUUGAAAAAAGCUAAAGAGAGAAAGGAAAAACUUACACAAUCAAAUCAGUGCAUAGCAUCCAGAGAUACCUCAGAACAGAGAAAUCCAGUAAAUGCUAAAAAGGAUCUUAAGGAUGGUGGAUUCGGGCCCAUUAAUGAGGUAUCAUCAGAUCCCAUUUUUUCGUCAAAUCCCUCUCUCAGGUGGUGGCCUACUUCCACUUCAAGUGACACUUUGUUGGAAGAACUAAACAACAGAUUUGAACAGAUGACUAAUACCUGGUUGAGAGUGGGGGGAAAUGAGUUUGACAAAUGUCAGUGUGAAAAAAGGGAUCCCAUUGGACGAGACUGUAAUACUGAAAUGCCAGACCCUUUAGACUCCUGCCUUGUAGAACUUGAAACAUCGCCUAUAAAAAUGCUUUUCCAGAAAAAGUGUAAUAUGAAUGAACUCUGCGCCUGGUUUAUGCAAACUACAGAAACACAGUCUCUCUCUCUUGUGAGAAAGGCAAAUGCUCGCAAUCCCUUAGAAGUAGUUAGUACUAAAGAGAUAAAGAUGGAAACUAAGCAAUCUGAUCCUAGCACUUGCCCUUUCAGAAAGCACUUUAAAAAGUUUGCACUAUCCUCCCCUUCAAAACCAGCAGGGAAAUUGCAAAUACUACAUAACAUGGUGAGGUCUCCAGUCUUAAGCAUGAAAAGUAAUUUCACUUUAGCCAGAUUAAAAAGAAAUGAAUUUAAGAAGUUGCAGCGUGAUAGGUGGGGACAAACAAAAAAGCUCUAUAAUCAGGCUCCUGGAGGCUGGAAAUCAAAAAAGAAAAAUCUACAGUUAUUUUGCCAAAGCCAAUUGUUUAAAAGUACAAGUGGGGAGACAAAUGAUGAAACACCCAAGCUGCAGGACAAAAAUACGGUAGAAAUCCAGCCCACUCAGACUUUGGUAGAGUCUCAGAAUAGCCUCUUGCCAACUGAAAAUGAAACCAGAGAUGCAUUUGUUCAACAGAUUAUGGGAUCGUCUGACUUUAACCCACAUCCUGGUUUAGCAAAUAUACUUAAGUCACAUUCAGAGGCGAAUGGAACAAUUCGUUGCCAGCAAAAUGUUAGAAAAGAACAAAGCCAAGAUAAACUGUUUCAAAAUACUUGGAAAGCCAAAACCUUUAAAGACUGUAGGAUAUUUCUGAAAAAAAUCAACCAUAUUGAGCAGCACAAUUCAUUUAAGUUAAAUAAUGUCAUUUAUUCUCCUGAAGCUGUCGACAGUAAAAGCACUCAGGCCUAUAUGGAAGAAAAAAGACAUCCUCUUUUAAGGUCCCAUUCUACUAAACAAAAUACAUUAAAGAAACAAGAAAAUGAAGUGGAAACAUCUAAAGGAUCUAAUUCUUCUAAAGUGAUUGAAAAGCUGGAUGGCCAGUUUCACAGCAGAAAAUUAAGUAGUGGUGUAAACCAGGACGAUAAUCCUGCUGGUAGUUCUGAAGGUCUUACUAGAAUAAACAAAAGGAAAAGUCCACAAUGGGAGACCACUGAUACAAAUUUAAAAAAAAGGCAUAAGAGACAAUCAUGCAGUAGUGGACAAAUGGCACCUUAUUACCCAAAGUACCAAGUAGGUGGAGACCGACUACCUCGAAGCAAAGCAGUACAAAGGUAAAUUACCUGAGAUCUCCUUCACCAAUGGAUUGAAAUGUGUGGAAGCACCACUUUGUUUCUGCAGUAUGCUUUCAUCUUCACUUACCUUGAGAACUUCUGUGUGAUGGUGUUUAAUGACCCUAAUGUCUGAAAGAAAGACCAAGCCUGCUGGAGAAUCUCGUGAAAGAUUGUCAUUCAACAAAUCUGUAUCUGCACUUUUUGAGGUUUCUGCUAAAUGGUCUUUCUUCCCCAUUUGUUUUUAUGAAUUUAUGCCUGCCACCAAUUAAAAUGGAUGUAAAUGCUCUUCCUAUUUCAUUUUUUCCGUGUACUUUGGAAAUUCAAUGUAAAAUCAAAAUUUUAUCUCUACUCAAAGAAGUAGUAAAUGGUUGUAGCUGACUACAUUGUAGACAUUCCAUGCUUAAUGAUCUUAGCAAGGUUCAUGUACUUCGUUCAUCAAAACUUUAUUAUUAAUACAGCUAUAAAAAAAGUGUUAGAAUAAAACCAUAUAAUAUA
This is a messenger RNA of Vidua chalybeata, 6173 nucleotides long. RefSeq names its product ligand dependent nuclear receptor corepressor like (gene LCORL). The transcript is spliced from 8 exons. Gene Ontology annotation, molecular function: DNA binding. The record is from RefSeq and is a predicted model, not a curated record. Bases 34 to 5682 code for a protein of 1882 amino acids. Gene Ontology annotation, biological process: regulation of transcription by RNA polymerase II. NCBI's taxonomy places the organism in Eukaryota, Metazoa, Chordata, Aves, Passeriformes, Viduidae. Gene Ontology annotation, cellular component: nucleus.